GCUCUUAGCGGAACGGUUCAGCCAACUCCGGAAUGCGGUUGCCCUGAAAUAAAAAAAACAACUCGGAGGAGUGCUACAGGACACAAAAACAAAUACAAACACACACGGAAAGAGGGGUUCCACCUUCAGGUGUUUGGCGCCAAGUUGCCCAAGAGAGACAAAUUGUUUAUCUUGUGUCAAGUGCUGCACGGCCACCCCCUUUUGGCCACCACCCACAUCCACUUUAGCUUGAGCAGUGAAAGUUUGUUGUUGUCGCCAUCGCCACUCCGCUGGCGUUUUCUGUGGCCAAAAGGUGGAGAGCCAGUCUGGGCGGUGGGCCAGGACCAAGCAGUUGGAUCCUUGCGGUUCUCCAAAUCGGAUGACAUUAUCUCCCGCGGGAGAAUCCGACUUGAGUGGGAAUACGAUGGAGUGGAGUGAUGUCGAGUGAGCCUCGAAAUUAAAAGCGGAACCAGGCGUCGCACCUUAGGCAUGCAUCUUUAAUCAGCCGCCACCCAAUGAAUUUCCCCGCGCGAAAUGUUUACGGCCUAUGAAUAAGCAAUGAAAUAAGCGCUCCCGGGCAUUUGUCAUUUGGCAAAGUGAAAAAUUGAAGUGACUGUGCAAAAUUGAGACAAAUGUUCGCCAACAGCAACGAGGAUUAAAAACAAACCAGCAAACCAGCAGCCAGCAAACAAAAACCAGCAAAAGUAGCAGCAGCAUUGGGAAACAGAAGGUCUACUUUCAAUCUGGGUAUAAUUUCAUCUUAACUAGUCACCGCAACAAAAGCAACAAAGGAUGGAUGCUAAAGCUGGCUUAAGUGCGCUGGAGGAAAGGUCCCUGAAAGGUUCAGAGAAACUCAAAAUGCUGGACAUCACACGCGACAAACCGGUGAAGGUGGCGGUCAAAGUGGCAGUGCCGGUGCGGGAUCAUCCGAAGUUCAAUUUCGUGGGCAAGCUGCUGGGACCCAAGGGAAACUCGAUGAAGCGCCUGCAGGAGGACACCAUGUGCAAGAUGGCCGUUUUGGGACGCGGCUCGAUGCGGGACCGGCGGAAGGAGGAGGAGCUGCGGGGCAGCGGGGACAGCCGCUACGCCCACCUGUUCGAGGACCUGCACGUCGAGAUCUCGACCUUCGCCGCUCCGGCGGAGGCACAUGCCCGGAUUGCCUACGCGCUGGCGGAAGUGCGCCGCUUUCUGGUUCCGGACUACCACGACGACAUCCGCCAGGAGCAAAUGUGGGAGAUGCAGGCGUUGACGUCGACGCCGGCGUUGGGAGCCCACUCGCUGGAGGAUUCACAAAGUCCGACCACCAAUACCAGUAAUCCAGGGGGUGGUGGUGGUGGAGGCGCCACCUCCUCUUCGAGCGGGGCCAGUGGGCGUGGACUGGGCGGCGGACUGGCCGAUAUGGACACGUCCAACGAUGACAAAUCGGACGAUGCCAGCGGCAUGGAGUGCCUGUCCGCAGUCGACAAGCUCGACUGCUCCUCCAGCUGUGCGAGUCUGGGCAUCAGCGGCAUCACCACCAUCAGCACCACCAGUUCCGAGCAUCCGCAUCCGCACCAGCAUCCGCAUUCGCAUCCGCAACAGCAACAGCACCAGCACCACGCCCACCUGCACGCCCACGGACACGGAAGCCAGGGCAGCCAGGUGCACCACCACCCGCAGCAGCCGCACCACCAGCACAGCCACCAGGCGCACUUCCACCAGCUGCUGCAGCAGGCCCACGGAGGAGCCCAGGUGGCCACCACCUGCGGGGAGCACCUCUCCGGACAAACGACUCCGGCGACGGCAGCGGCACUGCACACCACAGCGAUGGCAGUGGCACUCCAGCACCAGCUGACAGCCGCAGGAAUCGGAGGACUCCUGAAGCCGGCCACCGGAGUGGGGGCCACCAUGGCCGGACUGCCCACCUCCCAGGCGGGUGCCGCCGCCCUCCAGUUGUCCGGCGACGGGGAGUCAUCCGGAUCGACGCUCACGCUGCUCGAGCCACCGGGCACCGCCCUCCUGCAUCCCGCUCUGCGCAACGUCAAGACCAUCAACAUAGGUGGCGGCCUGGGAAGAAAGCGCCCCCUGUUGGGGGUACCCCGCUCCGGAAUGAACCCCACGAAGCGCACGGUGAUGAGUCUGCUGGCGAGGGCGAAGAAUUCGCAGGCGCUGCACUCGGUGCGCCAGCCGAUGGUGACGGCCACCAGUUUCGCUGAGCCCUUGCAGAUGCUGACCUCUCCAUUCAUCAUUCCGCACCAGGCGGUGGACCAGCCGAUCCUGGCGCUGUCGAAGGAGAGCCUCGCCCAGGGCGUCUAACCCAGUGACCUGCUCCACCUGCGGCUGCCCAGAUAGACCAAUCUGACCGAUUACCACCUGCCCCGAACCAGCCUUUCGAGGAUUAGCGAUGAUCUCGAGGAGAUCUUCGAGUGGAGUAUUACUAGGCGAUGUUUGCGUAGUCGAAAGCUAUGGUACAUUUCACUUAGUAAGGCUAUAUACCGAUCUUUAGGGACUAACUGUGAACUUAUCCGAGCGAAAUCUCGAGCUCGUGCUACACGAUUUUAUUUUUUACAGAGAAUAAACGGAAGAGCGUCUUUUUUGCAAUGCGAUGUUUUAUUUCCACAGAUGCAAACCUCUAGGCAAAAAAAAAACCACACACAAAAACGAAACGUUCGAUCUAAUGGAACAGAGUUUAAACUUUAAACAAAUUGAAACCUAAAAUUAGUGUCAAAUUAAAACCAAACAUGAGCAACUUCAAUAGAAAUAAAUGUAAACGCAAUUACUUUAAACAAAUUACUUUAAAUAAAUAUACACACAAAUACGAAUGCGAAUGCAGAUACCAAAAAACACGAGUACCAUAAAAGAUAUAUAUACAAUACAUACGAACACGUAUACAAGCAUAUACAAACUUAAAUAUAUGUGUGUACUUAAAUCUAUAUUAACUUAAGAUUAAACCAAACGAAACUACUAAAUUAAUGAGAUAAUACAAUAAUUUUAAAGUAUUUUAACGGCCACAAAACGAAGACAAAGUCAAACCAAAAACCAAAAACAAAAACAAAGUAAAAGAGAAUUAAUGAAAUGAAAAUAAGAGAAUGUAGAAGGAUAUAGAAAGUUGAGAUAGAACCCCGAUCAGAGAGAUCCCACCGCCUUCAGCUUGCGUUGCCUGAUUGAUUCCACAUUGAGUACCCUUGGAUUGGAUAGAUAAAGCCACAGCUGAUAGAUAACAUAUGAUAGUUCGGUUUCAGUUUCAGAACGGAAAGUUUCAGAACAUCGAAAGCAGCGAUCGCCUACAGAGUUACGUAUAUUUUUUGUUGUUCAGAUUAUAUAUACACGCACUUAAGGAUAAUGCAUGGAAAGGUCUUUGGUCCGAUGUUCCAAAUCCAGCCCCCAAAUUCACUGCGAUGCUUCGAUUUAGUGUAUGAAUUGAUGAAUUGAUAUUCAAGCUAUAGGAAUUUGAUCUCUGUCGGUUACUUUGGGAGCCACUGUACCGACUGUUCCGAUUUCACAUCGAGAAUUCACUUUAGCUCCCCGGUUACUUGGUUGACUGUGCACAAACCACAUAGUUCUUAAAUAGCGUUAACCGAUAUACAAUAACAAAACAUUACUCAAUAAAUGUUCACAGAAAGUUUAAUCAAAAAAAAAAAAAACCAAAACGAA
Messenger RNA from Drosophila ficusphila, 3612 nucleotides. RefSeq names its product splicing factor 1. Gene Ontology annotation, cellular component: nucleus. The record is from RefSeq and is a predicted model, not a curated record. Gene Ontology annotation, molecular function: mRNA binding. The transcript has 8 exons. The coding region runs from base 772 to 2274 and encodes 500 amino acids. Gene Ontology annotation, biological process: regulation of alternative mRNA splicing, via spliceosome. Lineage: Eukaryota; Metazoa; Arthropoda; Insecta; Diptera; Drosophilidae.